Molecule: messenger RNA, 8048 nt
Organism: Epinephelus lanceolatus (giant grouper)
Lineage: Eukaryota; Metazoa; Chordata; Actinopteri; Perciformes; Serranidae
Source: RefSeq, a predicted model, not a curated record
CAAAGUGUAGUGUCCGCGAGAGCCCGUAGGAAGCGAAAAGAGAAGAGAAGAAGAACCCGGAGAAAGGAGAGAAUGGGGCGGCAGAGUCCACAACAACAGGAGGAAUAAUAACCAAAACCCGCUGAACUCAGACACGCAGAGAGAAGACAGAAGACGGAGAGGAAACUUUUCGCGUGGGGGAAAACUGUUACAGACUCACGGCACGGCCACGCUUUGAAACAUGGAUACACUUUUCUCUGUAUUCCUGGGGCUCCUGUUGUCGGCGGUUGGUAACGUCUCCGGACAGAUACCGACAGCUCACAUGGGGCGCGCUGAGAAGGGGAGCUGUACGUUUGAUGAGGGCUUCUCUCAGUGUGAUUACCAGCAAGAUCCCUAUGAUGACUUUGACUGGACGCACAUCAACACCCAGGAAGUGCCAUACGUCUCACCAGACCUGCCACAAGGUUCCUACAUGUAUGUGGACGUCUCUCAGUACGAUGUCGGGGAGAAGGCCAGGUUUCAGCUGCCUGUCAUGAAGGAGAAUGACACUCACUGUAUAGACUUCAACUAUCUCCUCACCACCCCUGACGGCUCCAGCCCUGGCACCCUCAACGUCCUGGUGAAGGUAAACAAGGGUCCCUUGGCCAACCCUAUAUGGAACGUGACAUCCUACACUGGUAAAGACUGGCUGAGAGCGGAACUCGCCGUCUCCACCUUUUGGCCUAAUGAAUAUCAGGUCAUAUUCGAAGCAGAGGUUUCGGACAGCAAAGCCGGCUUCAUCGCCAUUGACGACAUUCAGGUGCUCAGCUACCCAUGCGAUAAAUCUCCUCAUUUCCUGCGUCUUGGGGACGUGGAGGUGAACGCCGGACAGAACGCCACGUUUCAGUGCAUCGCUACAGGACGAGACACAUCAAACAAUAAGCUCUGGCUACAGAGGAGAAAUGGAGAAGAUAUUCCCGUGGCUCUGACCAAAAACAUCAACCACAGACGCUUUGCCGCCUCCUUCCACCUCAAAGAGGUCACUAAUCAGGAUCAAGAUCUGUACCGCUGCGUCACCCAGUCAGAGCGCGGCUCAGGGGUGUCCAACUUUGCGGGUCUUAUCGUCAGAGAGCCUCCGCACCCCAUUGCCCCACCCCAACUGCUAGGCGUCGGCCCCACAUAUCUGCUCAUUCAGCUGAAUGCUAACUCCAUAUUUGGUGAUGGACCUAUUAUACUGAAAGAGGUUGAGUACCGCAUGACAUCAGGCAGCUGGACGGAGACUCAUGCCGUGAACUCUCCCAACUACAAGUUGUGGCAUCUUGACCCGGACACAGAGUACGAGAUCCGAGUGUUACUGACCAGACCAGGAGAGGGCGGGACAGGCAAACCUGGACCACCACUCAUUACCCGGACCAAAUGUGCAGAACCUAUGCGGACUCCUAAGAGGCUAAAAAUUGCUGAGACCAGGUCUCGUCUGAUAGCGGUGGAUUGGGAGUCGUUGGGCUACAACAUCACUCGCUGUCACACCUUCAAUGUCACCAUCUGCUACCAUUAUAUGACUGCCAACAACCGCAGCAAAGCUGACUGCUUGGACAUGGACCCUAAAGCACCACGCCAUGUUGUGGCAAACCUGCCACCCUACACCAACGUCAGUCUGAAGAUGAUUCUGACCAAUCCAGAGGGGCGGAAAGAAAGUGACGAGACUAUCAUACAAACUGAUGAAGAUGUUCCAGGCUCAGUUCCCAGUCAGUCACUGAGAGCCACUCCAUUUGAAGACAGAAUUCUUCUUUACUGGAAGGAACCGUCUGAACCCAACGGUGUCAUCAUACAAUAUGAGAUCAGCUACAGUGGGUUGCGUUCAUUCGACCCUUCGGUGCCUCUCCAGCGACCGGGACUCACAGUGUCUUUGCCCUCCAACGCCACCCAUCACCUGUUCUCCCAGCUCCAUCCAGGUGUCACGUAUCAACUCUCUAUACGUGCAUCCACCUCCAAAGGAUUCGGCCCUGCAACGACACUCAAUGUGACCACUAAUAUUUCAGCUCCAACAAUAGAUGAGUAUGAUGGGUCAGAGGCCUUUCUGAAUGAAACUGCAACAACCAUCACUGUCCUGCUCAAACCUGCCCAGGCCAAGGGAGCACCUAUAAGUGCAUACCAGAUUGUAGUUGAGGAAGUAAAUCCUCAGCGGACCCGUCGUCAAGCUUCCUCUGACUGUUACGAGGUCCCAGUUUCCUACCACAGUGCGUCUAGCGGUGGAUCUCCAUAUUAUUAUGCCGCCCAGCUGUCCCCCAGCAACCUGCCAGAGCCACUCCCCUUCACUGUUGGAGACAACAAGACUUAUCAGGGUUUCUGGAAUCCUCCACUGGCCCCCAGAAAGAACUACAACAUCUACCUUCAAGCUGUUAGCAGCACAGAGAGGGAAACCAAGACACAGUGUCUGAGGCUCGCUACUAAAGGUGCUACAGAGGAGCCAGAAGUCAUCCCUGACCCCGCUAAACAGACAGACCGUGUGGUGAAGAUCGCUGGGAUCAGUGCUGGUGUUCUUGUCUUUAUACUGCUGGUGCUGGUAGCCAUCCUAUUGGUCAAGAAGAGGAGGACCUACUAUUCAUACUCUUAUUACCUGAAACUGGCUAAAAAACGUAAAGACGCCAUCGGAACGACACGGCAGGAAAUGACUCACAUGGUGAAUGCCAUGGAUCGCAGCUAUGCCGACCAGAGCACUCUGCACGGAGAGGAUCCCAUGGCUGUGACAUUCAUGGACUCUCACAACUACAACAACAGAUUGCCCAACGAUCCUCUGGUUCCAACUGCUGUGCUAGUUCCAAUCACAGAUGAGAACCACAGUGCCUCUGCAGCGGAGAACAGCAGGCUUCUGGACGUUCCUCGGUAUCACUGUGAAGGAACUGAAUCACCCUAUCAGACAGGGCAGCUCCACCCUGCCAUCAGAGUGGCCGACCUUCUGCAGCACAUCAACCUCAUGAAAACAUCUGACAGCUACGGCUUUAAGGAGGAGUAUGAAUUGGUGAUACAGAGCUUCUUCGAGGGGCAGUCGGCAUCCUGGGACGUGGCCAAGAAGGAGCAGAACCGUACUAAGAACCGCUAUGGGAACAUUAUAGCAUAUGACCAUUCAAGGGUUAUUCUCCAGCCCAUAGAGGACGACCCCUCCUCCGACUACAUCAACGCCAACUACAUCGAUGUAAGUGGAAACGCAUCGAAUGCUACUAUUGGCUCCCAACGAAACCAACGAAACCACACUCCCUCGCUCAUUUGGCUGUACAGGGAUGGCUACCAGAGACCAAGUCACUACAUCGCUACUCAGGGUCCUGUUCAUGAGACCGUGUAUGACUUCUGGAGGAUGGUGUGGCAGGAACAGUCAGCCUGCAUUGUCAUGGUAACCAACCUGGUGGAGGUUGGAAGGGUCAAGUGCUACAAGUAUUGGCCGGAUGACGCAGAGGUGUACGGAGACUUCAAGGUGACAUUUGUGGAGGUUGAACCUCUUGCUGAAUACGUGGUUCGCACAUUUACACUGGAGAGGCGUGGUUUCAACGAGGUGCGGGAAGUCAAGCAGUUUCACUUCACAGGCUGGCCUGAUCACGGAGUUCCAUAUCACGCUACGGGACUACUUUCCUUCAUCCGCAGAGUCAAGAUCUCCAAUCCACCCUCUGCUGGGCCGAUUGUGGUCCACUGCAGUGCCGGAGCAGGGCGCACAGGCUGUUUCAUAGUCAUUGACAUCAUGCUGGACAUGGCUGAGAGAGAAGGAGUGGUCGACAUCUACAACUGUGUGAAAGCUCUUCGCUCUAGGAGGAUCAACAUGGUACAGACUGAGGAGCAGUACAUAUUCAUCCAUGAUGCAAUUCUAGAGGCUUGUCUAUGUGGAGAAACAGCCAUACCAGUCUGCGAGUUCAAAGCUGCUUUUUAUGAGCUGAUCCGCAUUGACUCGCAGACCAACUCGUCACAUCUGAAGGACGAGUUCCAGACGUUAAACUCGGUGACUCCUCAGCCUCAGCCUGAAGACUGCAGCAUUGCAUUGUUGCCUAGGAACCAAGAUAAGAACCGCUUUAUGGACGGCCUUCCUCCUGACAGAUGCCUUCCCUUCCUCAUCACAAUAGACGGAGAAAGCAGCAACUACAUCAACGCUGCUCUGAUGGAUCUCUCAGGGGAGUUCCAGAGCUACAGACAGCCUGCUGCGUUCAUCGUUACCCAGCAUCCUUUGCCUAACACUGUCAAAGACUUCUGGCGUCUGGUUUACGACUAUGGAUGUACCAGCUUGGUGAUGCUGAAUGAAAUUGACCUGGCUCAGGGUUGUCCUCAGUACUGGCCAGAGGAGGGCAUGCUGCGUUACGGUCCGGUCCAGGUGGAAUGUAUGUCCUGCUCAAUGGACUGUGAUGUCAUCAGUAGACUCUUCAGAGUCUGCAACCUCACCAGGCCUCAGGAAGGUUACCUGAUGGUUCGUCAGUUCCAGUACCUGGGGUGGGCGGGACACAGAGAAGUGCCUGCCUCCAAACGCUCCUUCCUCAAACUGAUCCUGCAGGUGGACCAGUGGCAGCGUGAGGGAGAGGAGGGAGAGGGAAGAACCAUUGUGCACUGCCUAAACGGAGGUGGGCGCUGUGGAGUUCUAUGUGCCAGCAGCAUUGUGUGUGAGAUGGCCAAGAGACAGAGUGUGGUAGAUGUCUUCCACGCUGUGAAGACCUUGAGGAACAGCAAACCCAACAUGGUGGAUACUCCGGAACAGUAUCGCUUCUGCUACGACCUGGCACUGGAGUUCAUCGAGUCCUCCUAAACAAAGGAGAGAAGAGGAGGAGGAGGAGGUGAAGAAGAGCAGAACAUCUUUUCACUUCCCGCGUGUUUGAUCCUUCGCUUUCGCUUGGUCCCGACUCCCCUCUGUGGUGGCCGUUCUGUAGCACCCAUUUUGCGUCCCUACAAAUGGCACAAGCGAAACCGGCUCCUUGUACCGUGUUGUAAAGUAUCAUGACAAAGGGAAACAUUCAGACUUUAACCAGAAGGAGAUGCUGGGAGUGCAACAGAGGGGGAGGUGUUACUCCUUUUACUCCUUUACGCUUAUUGUACAGCUUUUUGAGUGCCAGCGGGGCCCCUGUAUGUGCCGGGCCCCGUUUAAAUGUUACGCCUCCUCACACAUGGACUUGAUGCCUCAUGCUGUUUCAGCUGCAGUACUCCAUGUGCACUGUAGAUGUCUCCCUCCCACCUGGCAAGCUGCAGCCACAGCUUCUGAAGAACUGCAAGUCUCAAGUGGCCCCACAUUCCUGCUCUCAUGCUGAUUCCUGAGUUACUUUAUAGCGUUGGGCAUCUCAUCACGGUGAUGUUUGAAUAUCUGCAGCAGACAAACUUCAAGUUACAGCCCGGCCAAACUCUGUGAAUGCUUCUGUUUUUUUACUCAAUGCAUCAGCAGCAUCUCCAUCUUAUGUUUCUGCUCAUUCCAGUCAGAACAUUAUUAUGUAUUUAAGUACUAAACAGGCCACUCUGAACCCGUUUCUCAUUGGUUACACACAAUAGACAUAGAAAACACCCUAACUGUCAGUGUACGUUUGCUAAUUAGAUGAAGUAGAAUCUUAGAAAGGAGACUGACAAUGAGACAAAAGCAGCGAGUUUACACGGGGAGUACUAGGCUUUUAGUUUUUUAUUUUUGAAAUCAUGAAGUGGCAACUUGAAAAAUGUUAAGUGUAGGAUUUUCACUUAGACGUAUACGUUCCAAAAAGUGUGAUAUGUAUCAUUGUUUGUUUUCUACGGCAGUGGUUCCCAACUGGUCCAGAUUUCUCCUUGGUCAGUAGCUUGAGGUCCCACAUUCAGCGUCAGACUUGGCUUUGGCCUGACGUUGGGCUAGUUUGCUGCCUCUGUUGAGUCACUCACUCUACAGCAGGAAACGGCAUUUCAAAAUAAAAGCUCUGUGCUGGAAGUUUACUGUACUUACAAAAUUGACAUGGUCAUGAGACACAUGCGGUCCAUUUAAAAUGGGCCCGCAACUCACCAGCUGGGAACCACUGAUCAGCAGGACAGAAGUUUGAAGUCUUCUUUGUAACCCAAAUCAGAGAAAUUAAAACACUUUAAAAAGUAACUAAACCCCUAAACCACCUUUUUCAGCUGAGACCCAACGUACAUGGGUUUUUUCGUAGUGUUGUUGAUGGAUUCAGGUCCAAAUUAAUUCUGCUAUCGACUGAGCGUGUCCUGGCUGCCUCUCCCAGCCCCCCACUUUGUCACGUUCGGGAGGCAUUUUCAUAAAUUUCAGCCAACACUCUGGGGUUUAGCUGCUCUUUAAGACUUUGUUCACCUGUGUGACAUUAACAUAAUCAUGUUUGUUUCAGGGCUGGGCCCAAUGCACUUUCAAUUCAGCCAACUCACAAAUGGGAUCAUUUAUGUCCAAACUCCAACAGAUUUCGGCGUAUUUACUCGUAGAGAAGACUGACAAUAACCGCUCACAGUUUUCCAUUUCUGGUUUGAAUGGAAUUGGAAGUGACCUGACCCCAGGCCUGGUUCGUCUCGUGCACUGGCGGCCAACACUUUUUAUUAUGAUUUUGUAGCUGAUGUUUCUUCAUAAGCCAAAGACUUUGUGUAAAUAUGUCUAUAUGGAUAAAGCACAUUGUUUGUAUUUAUUGUUUGUUUACUUGCAUUGCUUGUAAGAACAAUCAUUCUUCAUUCCAUGUUUACUCUACCAGCCAGCGCUUCUUAAACUGCGGGUCGGGGGGGCGCAGAAUGGGCUGCGAGUCUGUUUCCUCCGGAGCAUUGAGAGUGUUAGUGUGAUUUAAUGAGCCCAUAAUGGGUCCCGAGGUGAGAGGCGUCGUCUGCUCAAUUUGGGCCCGUGAAGAAGAGUUUAAGAAGCCCUGAUCCACGCUGUAUAUUAAAGCAUUAGAAGUAGUUUUUCAGUAUUUAGGUGGAACUCAGUAGUAUUGUCUUGUUUUCACUUAAUGAAACUCUCUGUGAUGUUACCGUGGUUUCUUUGUGUAAAAGCCCAUCGCUCUGUUUGUGGUCAGUAGAACAUGAGUGCAUUUAUAUGCACAGAGUAUUUUGGAUAAUAGCUCCUAUCCCUCUUAAGGUCUUAGUCGGGAUAAGCUGUUUAUCUUCAUCUUCAUAUCCUGCUCACCAUUAUCCCUGAAUACACACAGACUCAGUGAUGCAAACAGGCUUAGUGAGUGAAACAUGCAGGACUGUGAAAACAACAACAAAAAAAACAUUUAUUGUGCCUAAUCAUUUGAAUUUCCUCGUGGAUACAAGCAUUUUGACAGCAUCUUAGAUCGCUACCAGGGCUUUGUUGAAUGCGUUCUCAUGGACGAUCAGUGUUUUGAACACCUUUUCGGACCAUGACUCAGCGUGUUUUAUUAACCAGAGUGCUUCAUGAAUUCUUUGUGAGGCUUUACCGGACGUGUUUCUGUUGUGCACAAACUGAUUCAGAAAAAAAAUUAUUGUAAAUAUAACGUCAGAGGUUCCACUCGGUUGGGACGAGAGUAGCCCGGCUCUACUGUUAAAGGAUGUUAUUGUAAAUAGGCUCUCAUGAGGAACUCUAAGAGGCUCUACUGUUGGGCGAACAGUAGAGACGAUGGAUGCAAUGUCAGAACAUUUGUUCUGUUGUAGAUAUAAAGUCAGAGAUUGUACUCCUGGAGGACUCAGCUUCAAAUUUUGACAGAUAUUGUUUAAAAAAAAAGCAUUAUAGUGUCCGCUGAAUAUACAGAACUUUAUUCUCCCGGUGGACCAUCGAUUUUCAGUUUAUUUCUGCAGAUUUUUGGUCUGACCCAAAGAAAUAGGAGAAAACCCAGAGGCCAUAACACUACGUUACACAGCCAGUGGGAUGAAACCGAUGGCCAUCUCUAUAGCAUGCAGAGAGAGGAAUGAUUGACGAAUGUUUGAACAGUAGGUCAGUCGUUUUAACAUCACACUUAAAGGGAAAACUAAGGAGCUAAUCCUGUUACGAUGCCCAAAUUCCUCCUUAAUAAAUCUGAAGUGCAGGCCCUGAGGAGUGGUGAGUGAAGCAGGCGUCUGGACGAGAGGCCAGUCUGAGUAUAGAAUUGAUAUUCAUGGUUCAUAAUUAUUCUUGUCUGUAAUGUUUGGCUUCUUUGCUGUAAUAAAGACCACUUCUUUAAUUAAAA